Molecule: messenger RNA, 3610 nt
Organism: Lymnaea stagnalis (great pond snail)
Lineage: Eukaryota; Metazoa; Mollusca; Gastropoda; Lymnaeidae
Source: the annotation of a GenBank genome assembly
GAAAAUGAGUCUGGUGUACACUAUAUAAGCCCCUGGGGUUGCUGUGUUUGUCACAGUCUUGUAGAUCCGACAAGGAAAAGAACAUUCAGACAAGAUGAGGAAGGAACUGAUCAUUCUGGCUGUUGUAGUUUGUGGUAAGUAUCUUUGGGAAAAUAUAUUUAUUUUCUUUGGGCCGCAAGACAUAGAUGGUGGGAUCUUAGGGCAGCCAAAAACUUUUAUUAUCUUUGGGCAGCCAGACAUAUCAGUAUCUUUAGGCAACUAGAAAUAUUAGUAUGUUUAGGAAUUCAGAAAUAUUUGUAUCUUUAGGCAACUAAAAAUAUUAGUAUGUUUAGGAAACCAGACAUAUUAAUAUCUUUGAGCAGCCAGACAUAUUAGUAUCUUUGAGCAGCCAGACAUAUCAGUAUCUUUAGACAACUAGAAAUAUUAGUAUGUUUAGGCAAUCAGAAAUAUUUGUAUCUUUAGGCAACUAAAAAUAUUAGUAUGUUUAGGCAACCAGACAUAUUCGUAUCUUUGAGCAGCCAUACAUAUUAGUAUCUUUAGACAACUAGAAAUAUUAGUAUGCUGAGGCAAUCAGAAAUAUUUGUAUCUUUAGGCAACUAGAAAUAUUAGUAUAUUUAGGAAACUAGACAUAUUAGUAUGUUCAGGCAACCAGACAUAUUAGUAUCUUAAGGUAACUAGAAAUAUUAGUAUGUUCAGGCAACCAGACAUAUUAGUAUCUUUAGACAACUAGACAUAUUAGUAUAUUUAGGCAACUAGACAUAUUAGUAUGUUCAGGCAACCAGACAUAUUAGUAUCUUUAGACAACUAGACAUAAUAGUAUAUUUAAGCAACUAGACAUAUUAGUAUGUUUAGGUAACCAGACAUAUUAGUAUCUUUAGACAACUAGAAAUAUUAGUAUGUUUAGGCAACUAGACAUAUUAGUAUCUUUAGACAACUAGAAAUAUUAGUAUGUUCAGGCAACCAGACAUAUUAGUAUCUUUAGACAACUAGACAUAUUAGUAUAUUUAGGCAACCAGACAUAUCAGUAUCUUUAGACAACUAGAAAUAUUAGUAUGUUUAGGCAACCAGACAUAUUAGUAUCUUUAGACAACUUGAAAUAUUAUUAUGUCUAGGCAACUAGACAUAUUUGUUGUCGAAAACUUCCAGUUAAAACAGCUAGAAAUUAAGUUUCUCUAGAGUCCUCGCCAGCUAUUUAUAAAAUAAGAGACUCCAGCUUCUUCUUAUUUUUAAUUUCACAGCUUACAUUCCUUCAUGAAAUAUCUCUUCAAAUUGUUGAGUUAAGUUUGAUAUUAUUUGCUUCAUUUACAAACAUUUUCUUAACUUUUCGUUCAUUUUAAAAGGUCUGCUUACAAUACUGUCAUUAAAAAAAAAAUUCUUUAACUUAAAACUGUGUCAAUUUAAAUAUUUAAAAUUUUUUUUAAAAAUUUGGGACUUUAAAGCCCAAUAAAUUCUAGUCAUGAAACAAAAUUCCAUUUGAACUAUUAUUUAAAAAAGAUGUCAGAAAGCUUUGAAAUGUAAACAGUUGUGCACUAAUCCUGUUUAAUCGGGUGGCCGAGUGGUUUAUACCGAGAAACUGCCCAACAUAAGCCUGGACAGCUGGACAGGUAAAAACAACACUAGCCCCCCCCCCCCCGGGGGGAAUGGACUCGUUAACCUUGGGUGGCAACUCCUUAAAGGGAAGACAAACCCUCAAAAUAAUAAACAGUUGUGCACUAAUCCUGUUUAAUCGGGUGGCCGAGUGGUUUAUACCGAGAAACUGCCCAACAUAAGCCUGGACAGCUGGACAGGUAAAAACAACACUAGCCCCCCCCCCCCGGGUGGAAUGGACUCGUUAACCUUGGAUGGCAACUCAUUAAAGAGAAGACAAACUCUCAAAUUAAACCCAGAGUUGGGAGACCCGUUGGCGGUAUGACACAAGAAAAAUUCGGACAUUUCCUGCGAUGUGGAACUCAUAGGCUGGUCAUCCACUGCAUCCUGGUCUAUUUCCAGUCGUCUUGACCAUGUCUUGCCAUUGGAAAAAAUAAAUAAUGACGAGAAAGUGAGGCUGACGAAUUGAGCUACACUCUCUCGAUUUAAACGAAAUACACCUCACGUCAAGGCUACUACUUAAGUUGAAGCCUUGGUCAUACGUAAGCGCUACUCUCCCUCGAUUUAAACGAAAUACACCUCACGUCAAGGCUACUACUUAAGUUGAAGCCUUGGUCAUCUACGUAAGCGCUACUCUCCCUCGAUUUAAACGAAAUACACCUCACGUCAAGGCUACUACUUAAGUUGAAGCCUUGGUCAUCUACGUAAGCAACAAUAAUCAUUUUUAAAAACUUUAAAACAUUUUUUUGUCCCUACAGCCGUCCUGGCAGACAACUACUGGUGCCCUCAAUCAGGGGAAGCCUUCGAAUGUUUCGAGUCAGAUCCAAACGCCAAAUUUUGCCUGAAUAGUGGAAAAACAUCGGUGGUCAUCUGCUCCAAGUGCAGGAAGAAGUACGAAUUCUGCAGGUAAAUAAAAAAUAAUGUAUACAUUUAACGUCCAGAUAUCCUUGCUCAGAAUAAAAAUAUCAAUUAAAGAAUACAUUUUUCUUUUCACUCUCUCUUUUUAAGAAUCCUUUAAAAAUAUUAAUUAAUAAAUAAUAAAAAGCAUCAAAUAUCUGGGUCCAAUAACAAUUACUUCAUUACAUCGGUUAAAGUUUGUUGGCAAUUUCGAGGAAAUUAUACAGCCACCUUCCUGUGUAAAAUGUGUAACAGAAACGUGCUGAAUUGAAUUUGAAGCUAAAAUGAAUCAAUUUUUGUAUCUUGAGGUGCUCAACAUUACCCCAAGCUAAAUAAUGAGCAACUUUGAUCAAAACUGUUCUUUUAAUACCAGUGACGACUCUUUCCUUCCUCGCCCCGUCACAAAGGAUCACACACAUUGUUGUGAUAGUCCAACUUUUGCCCCUUUCACCUUUUAUAGCAUUCUAGAAAAACGGUGAAAAUAAUUUUUUAAUACAAUUAAUUUCAUUAAGAUAUACAAAAUUAAUCAAAUUUUUUGUAAAUUUAAAUAAAAUCCACUGACUGUUGACCAGAAACGGCCUUAAAGUAUCCAAGAGACCCGAGUAUGAUUGUGGAGCUGGCUGGGAGAGCACCCCGUGCACUGGGGACAACAGUGCUGUCCCCGCUGUCUUCUAAACUUGGAAGGUAUUUGCCGAUAUUAAUGUUUUUUUUUAAUAAAUCAAUAUUUAAAUUUAAUGAAUUCAAAAUUUGUUAACUGCUACUUUUGAGACACAGAUGAACGCUUCACUGUAAGGCUAUUUAUUAAGUAGUUCAUUUGUUUGUAAUACAAUAAUACCCAAAAUUAUCUCCUUGUACUAUAUCAAAUAUCAGUCAUAACAUUAAACAAAAAAUAUAUUUUUUAAUUCACUGACAUAUACUUUUCUAAUACAAAAUACACAACUUUAGUUGAAUUGAGCCCUCCAGUUCUGAACUGAUUUGAUUAUAUGUUUGUUUCAGAAUAUUGCUCUCUGAGAAAUACGAUGAAAAACUGGAAUCGUUUUCCGUCUCCAUUUCAUCGGUUCGCUGUAAAUUUUGUUACUAUUUAAUUGAUUGUUUGAAUGUAACCAAUUAAAAAUAUGAUAAAUAA